CCUAACCCUAAUUUCUUUCUUACAUCACAACCAUCCGAAUGAUUUGAAGAAGACGACAAUGUCAAGAACUCGUUACGAUUGGUCAAAACUUUGUCACGAUCUUUUGCGAUCGAUACUCGAAAGCUUGCACUACAAGGAUUAUCAUCGAGCAAGAACCGUUUGCUCACACUGGUACACCGUUUCCUCAACAUGUAAGCGACCUCUGUAUCCAUGGCGAAUCUUAUUCAACGAGAAUUCAACUUCACUCUUCGAUCCCGUAGAAGAAAAGAUUCACGAAAUUCAACUUCCCGGAAUCGAAUGUUCAGAUAGGUAUGUUCUUGCUAGUUGCAGCAAUUGGUUCUUGAUGGUUGAUUCUGGUUUAGAUUUCUAUCUUCUAAACGUGUUUACUCGUGAGAGAAUCAAUCUUCCAUCGAUGGAGUCAUCGAUUCUUGGUAAAGAGAGAUUGGAAAAAGAAGUUGAGUGGAAACAUUUCAUCGAGCGUACGGACAUAAACUCCAACAAGAAACAAGCUUGUCUUUGGAUAAAUGAGAGAACAGGGGAUUAUGUUGUUGCUUGGAGUAUCAAACAGUACUACUUGUUCACUUACAAGAAAGGAGAUGAUUCAUGGUUGAAUCUUGAAGACACUAAGUGUGUGUCUAUGGCUUUGAAUAAGGACUACAAGCUUUAUGUGUAUACAUUAGAUAACUCGAUCAAGAUUUUUGAUUUAUCUGGUGAGUGUCCUAGUGAGAUUGUCGAAGGGAAUCCGUAUCGUAACCAUCCGUUUAGCUUUCGGGUUGUUUCGAAACCCGGGGAAUACGCUUGGAGGCAGAUUGUGGCGGUUACAAACUCUGGAGAGGUUUUGAUGAUCGUGAGCUUGAAAGGGUUAGAUAAUAAACGUUUGUUUUACAUCUAUAAGAUGAAUUUGGAAAGUUGUAAUUGGGAAAGAGUAGAUUCUCUUGGAGGUGAGAUGUUGAUAUUUGGUCAUGGGGUCACAAUAAGAGCACCGAUCUUAGAUAGUAAUGGUUUGGGAAUCAAGAGUGAUUCAAUCUGCUUCCAGGGUGAUGAUCUUUGGCCUGUUAGUCAUCUUUUUAAUCCCAUCAUUUCCAUCACACAACCUAGAUGCGGUGUAUUCGAUCUUGCGACAAGUACAAUCACAUGGCAUAAAAAGUUAGAUGCUUCGUUCUCGAAGAUUUUCUGGUUUGUUCCAGGAUAUGCUUGUCUUUGAUCAGGAGAUUGGUUUCUCAUUUGGUCUAGUCUACAGAAUUCAGUGAGAAUCAGCAGAGCCAAGUGUUUUUGGCUACUUUGAAUCUGGAUAUUACUAUCGAUUAGUUCAAGUAUUGUCAUAGCUCUAGGCUUUUAUUGUUCAUCUUUAUUUUGCGGAUUUUUGGCAUAUGAUUUUUCUACGGAAAUAUGUUGUUGAAUGAACCUUGUGGUUGAUAAAAGUUCUUAUAGAAAUCUUUGCAAGAAAUCUUGCAACUGAUCUUCGUUUAUGGAACA
Messenger RNA from Arabidopsis lyrata subsp. lyrata, 1476 nucleotides. RefSeq names its product putative F-box protein At2g33200. The transcript has a single exon. The coding region runs from base 59 to 1204 and encodes 381 amino acids. Lineage: Eukaryota; Viridiplantae; Streptophyta; Magnoliopsida; Brassicales; Brassicaceae. Gene Ontology annotation, molecular function: protein binding. The record is from RefSeq and is a predicted model, not a curated record.